AUGGUUUGGGUUGUUUCACUUCUUGCUGAGGACUUGCUUAUGAUACGAUCAACUGUUGGAUUUACGUGGUAUGACAAGCUAUCUAAAUGGUUUCGUUACCCAUUGAACAUCAUCAAAGGAGCUGCAUUUUGCUUCUACGUCCUCGGCCUAUCUCUUCGUUACGUUCCCAACGACGACGACAACUUCUAUUCGAGUACUCUUCGAUGGGCCAGAAUGAUGUUCAGCAUCGACGUCUGUUUGUUCUUUCUGAGAGGAUUAGACUUUUUCUUAGUCCACAAGGAAUUGGGACCAAAGUUGUCCAUGAUAUACAAAAUGAUUGGUGAUGUGAUUGUGUUCAUUGCCAUUCUUCUCGUCUGGAUUCUCAGUUAUGGUAUAGCAGUACAAGCCCUUCUCUUUCCGUUUCAAGACGCGUCGUGGGAAAUGCUGAAAAAUGUCAUCUACAUACCUUUCUGGCAGCUGCACGGAGAGUUAUUUCUCGAUUACGUUGAAGGUAAAGAAAAUAAUAACUGCAUUAUCUCCCAUCAUGUGUCAGUGAAUGGAACUCUGAGUGAUCAUACAAUAUGUCCUCGAAGAGAAUGGCUUGUACUCGUGCUACUAGCUGUGUACGUGAGUGUCACCGUCAUCAUUCUACUCAAUCUGCUCAUUGCAAUUUUCAAUGAUACUUACAGUACAAUACAAAACGAAGCUCAUCUGCUUUGGAAGUAUCAACGUUACAGAGUCGUUGUCGACUAUAUUCAUAAAUCGCCGUUUCCGCAUCCGUUCGCUUGGCUAACCGUACUUCAUCUCAUGGUUACUGCCAAACAGUCAAAGAAGGAAGACUCAGCUCUUUACAAGAUGAGAAAUGAGCUAUCAAGUGACCAACUGGAUUCGAUGGUGACUCUAGAAGCUCAGUCUCUGGAGAGAGUCAUCAAGGCCAACAAAGAAAUUGAGCUGGACUGAAAAAAUAGAAAAUAUUUAGUUGCAUGUCUAGAGUCGAGUCGUUGCUCUACUGCCUAGAUAUUUAGAAACGUUAAUCAGAUCUAUCUAUACCCCAAGACAAUGAUUUUUUCUUUAAUUCUGCUAAAUUGUGUGUUGCUUGUCAAGCUUUCCGGCAUCUCUGUAAUGACAAUUAUG
Messenger RNA from Corticium candelabrum, 1113 nucleotides. RefSeq names its product transient receptor potential cation channel subfamily M member-like 2. Gene Ontology annotation, cellular component: plasma membrane. Lineage: Eukaryota; Metazoa; Porifera; Homoscleromorpha; Homosclerophorida; Plakinidae. The coding region runs from base 1 to 939 and encodes 312 amino acids. The transcript has 6 exons. Gene Ontology annotation, biological process: metal ion transport; monoatomic cation transmembrane transport. The record is from RefSeq and is a predicted model, not a curated record. Gene Ontology annotation, molecular function: monoatomic cation channel activity.